AUGGCAGCCAUAGCUGCUCUUGCCAUGUGGAUGAACCAGGAGCAGGAGAAACCAUACAGUUUGUCAACAAGAGAGAGACACAAGGACAACGGCACUGUGGAGAAACCAUGGAAAUGUGGGGACUGUGGGAAGGGAUUCAAAUACCCAUCCCGGCUGGAAACUCAUCGACGCAGUCAUACUGGGGAGAAACUGUGGAAAUGCGAGGACUGUGGAAAGGGAUUCAAUUACCCAUCUCGGCUAGAAUCUCAUCGACACAGCCACACUGGAGAGAGGCUGUUCACCUGCACUGUGUGUGGGAAGGGAUUCAGUCAAUCAGCCAAUCUGCUAAAACACCAGCUUAUUCACACUGAAGAGAGGCCUUUCAGUUGCAGAGACUGUGGAAGGAGGUUCAGGCAGUCAUCCAACCUCACUGCACACCAACGGGUUCACACUAAGGAGAGACCAUUCAUCUGCUCCGUGUGUGGGAAGGGAUUCAUUCAGUCAGCUACCCUGCUGACACACCAGCGAAUUCAUAGUGAUGAGAGGCCAUUCAUCUGCACUUACUGUGGGAAAAGGUUCAGGCAUUCAGGCCACCUCACUGUACACCAGCGAACUCACACUGGGGAGAAGCCAUUCAUCUGCUCCCAGUGUGGCAAGAGAUUCACUGAUUCAUCUGCCCUGCUGACACACCAGCGAAUUCACACCGGACAGAGGCCAUUCACCUGCACUGAGUGCGGGAAGGGAUUUGCUCAUUCAUCAAAUCUAGUGCAUUACUUUUUGAUGGGCUCAGUCUUGACAGGAGUGGCAGCAGAGACAGGAAGCAUCAGCGGUGGAUAA
Messenger RNA from Hemiscyllium ocellatum (epaulette shark), 816 nucleotides. Its product is annotated as gastrula zinc finger protein XlCGF8.2DB-like. NCBI's taxonomy places the organism in Eukaryota, Metazoa, Chordata, Chondrichthyes, Orectolobiformes, Hemiscylliidae. The transcript is spliced from 3 exons. Bases 1 to 816 code for a protein of 271 amino acids. The record is from RefSeq and is a predicted model, not a curated record.